AUGUUGCCAUGGCUGUCCCUUUCACUUCCGGGGUCGAGGGCGGGACGAAGCCCUGUGACCCGGAAGUGUUUCAUCGGCCACUUCCGGCGCCGCUCACGCUGCUGCUGUCCUGCGCUUCGGAAGCCGAUCUUGCUGCAGGGCCAUGAGCGGUCCAUCACCCAGAUCAAGUACAACCGCGAGGGAGACCUCCUCUUCACUGUGGCCAAGGAUCCUAUUGUCAAUGUGUGGUAUUCUGUGAACGGUGAAAGGCUGGGCACCUACAUGGGCCACACUGGAGCUGUGUGGUGUGUGGAUGCUGACUGGGACACCAAGCAUGUCCUCACUGGCUCUGCUGACAACAGCUGUCGCCUCUGGGACUGUGAAACAGGAAAGCAGCUCGCCCUACUCAAAACCAAUUCUGCUGUCCGAACCUGUGGCUUUGACUUUGGGGGCAAUAUCAUCAUGUUCUCCACCGACAAGCAGAUGGGCUACCAGUGCUUUGUGAGCUUCUUUGACCUACGGGACCCGAGUCAGAUUGACAGCAAUGAGCCCUACAUGAAGAUCCCUUGCAACGAUUCCAAGAUCACUAGUGCUGUCUGGGGUCCCCUAGGAGAAUGCAUCAUUGCUGGCCACGAGAGUGGAGUGCUCCACCAGUAUAGUGCCAAGUCUGGUGAGGUUUUGGUGAAAGUUAACAAUCACAGCAGGCAGAUUAAUGACAUCCAGUUAUCCAGGGACAUGACCAUGUUUGUCACUGCAUCCAAAGACAACACAGCCAAGCUUUUUGAUUCCACAACACUUGAACAUCAAAAGACCUUCCAGACAGAACGUCCUGUCAACUCAGCUGCCCUUUCUCCCAACUAUGAUCAUGUGGUACUGGGCGGUGGUCAGGAAGCCAUGGAUGUAACCACAACGUCCAGCAGGAUUGGUAAAUUUGAAGCCAGGUUCUUCCACUUAGCCUUUGAAGAAGAGUUUGGAAGAGUCAAAGGUCACUUUGGGCCCAUCAACAGUCUUGCCUUCCAUCCUGAUGGCAAGAGCUACAGCAGUGGUGGAGAAGAUGGCUAUGUCCGCAUCCAUUACUUUGACCCACAGUACUUUGAAUUUGAAUUUGAAGCUUAAGAAACUGGACUUUUAUCCAGGUCAGGGAAUGUCUUUUGGCCAGGAUUCAGAAAAUUUUAAACUCUAAAAAAUAAAUUAGUUUGGCAAUAA
Messenger RNA from Suncus etruscus (white-toothed pygmy shrew), 1185 nucleotides. RefSeq names its product eukaryotic translation initiation factor 3 subunit I (gene EIF3I). NCBI's taxonomy places the organism in Eukaryota, Metazoa, Chordata, Mammalia, Eulipotyphla, Soricidae. Gene Ontology annotation, biological process: cytoplasmic translational initiation. The record is from RefSeq and is a predicted model, not a curated record. Gene Ontology annotation, cellular component: cytoplasm; eukaryotic translation initiation factor 3 complex, eIF3m. Gene Ontology annotation, molecular function: translation initiation factor activity; RNA binding; protein binding. The transcript is spliced from 11 exons. The coding region runs from base 1 to 1095 and encodes 364 amino acids.